Molecule: messenger RNA, 1794 nt
Organism: Cicer arietinum (chickpea)
Lineage: Eukaryota; Viridiplantae; Streptophyta; Magnoliopsida; Fabales; Fabaceae
Gene: UGT85X1
Product: 7-deoxyloganetin glucosyltransferase
Molecular function (GO): quercetin 3-O-glucosyltransferase activity; quercetin 7-O-glucosyltransferase activity
Source: RefSeq, a predicted model, not a curated record
UCUCGUACUAAUUUAAGAAAAUAAAAUAAAUUGAGAAAAAAAAGAUAAAACAAAAUAAAAUGAAUAAAAACUAGAAAUAUAACACUAACUACGAAUUUGUAUGCACCCACCCAAUUGAAUCCAUGAACAGUGAAAUGGAUGCAGAAAGGCCCCAUGUGAUUUGUGUUCCUCUGCCAGCACAAGGUCACAUAAACCCAAUGCUAAAAUUAGCAAAACUCUUCCAUCAUAUUGGCUUCUUCAUCACCUUUGUCCACACAAAAUUCAAUUUUGACCGUUUGAUUAAAUCUAAUGGUCCAAAUUCCUUAAAGGGUCUUCCAGAUUUUCGGUUUGAGACAAUAUCUGAUGGAUUACCACCAGAAAAUGAAAGAGGAAUAAUGGACUUACCAGACUUGUGCAAAGCAAUUCCUAUUGAUGGGUUGAUUUCAUUUAGAGAUAUCAUAACUAAGAUUGUUUCUUUAACAGAUUCAGAUGUGCCACCUGUUACUUGCAUAAUUUCUGAUGGUGUAAUGAGUUUUACUUUGAAAGUUGCACAAGAAUUCAACAUCCCUGAGUUUAUGUUAUUCACACCAAGUGGAUGUGGUAUGCUAGGAUAUCUAAACUUUGAAGAGCUUCAAAAAAGAGGCUAUUUUCCACUAAAAGAUGAGAAGAAUCUAUGUGAUGGAUAUCUUGAAACUGAAGUUGAUUGGAUACCAGCAAUGAGAGGUGCUAGACUUAAAGACCUUCCCACAUUCUUUAGAACCACAAAUUCUUCUGAUACAAUGUUCAAUUACAACAAAGAUACAGUGAACAAUGCAAUGAAAGCAAAAGGUAUCAUCCUCAACACCUUCCAAGAAUUAGAAGCAGAGGUAUUAGAUGCAAUCAGAAUCAAAUACCCUCAUCUCUACCCUAUUGGUCCAUUAUCAAUGCUCCAUAAAAAGUUUUCUAUUUCAAAAAAUAAUAAUCAAUUGGAGUCCAUUGAUUUUAAUUUAUGGAAGGAAGAUGUUAAGUGCAUGAAAUGGUUGGAUGAAAGAGAUAAAGGUUCUGUGGUUUAUGUGAAUUUUGGGAGCUUAGUGAUUAUGAAUGCAAAGCAAUUAAGAGAGUUUGCUUGGGGAUUAAGUAAUAGCAAAUACAAUUUCUUGUGGAUAAUUAGGCCUAAUCUUGUGGAUUGUGGAGGUGAGGUGAUAACAAAUGAUGAAUAUUUGAAGGAAAUUGAACAUAGGGGAUUAAUAUUGGAGUGGUGUCUAAGUCAUUCAUCAAUUGGAGGGUAUUUAAGUCAUUGUGGUUGGAAUUCAACAUUGGAAAGUAUUUGUGAGGGAGUGCCAAUGGCUUGUUGGCCUUUCUUUGCUGAGCAACAAACUAAUUGCUUUUAUGCAUGUAAUAGAUGGGGGAUUGGAAUGGAAAUUGAUAGUGAUAGUGAUGUUAGUAGAGAACAAGUUGAAGGAUUAGUGAAGGAAUUGAUGGGGGGAGAGAAAGGGAAAGAAAUGAAGAAAAAGUGUGUGGAGUGGAAGCAUAAGGUUGAGGUUGCUACAUCACUUGGAGGCUCUUCUUAUAAUAACUUUCAAAGUUUGGUAUUGCAAUUGAAAAAAAUUAAAACAGAACAAAGGAAUUUUUAAGUAUACCAAUAAUAUCCCUUUCAGAUAAAUGUUCCUACUCAGUUCAUCUUUCCAUAUGCUUGUACAUGCAUUAUUAAAAGUUAUAAAUUGUGUGUAAAAAAAAAGUACAAAUUCUGACUAUUGAGGUGCUGCUGAUUUUAUGGACCUAUUUUUGCAAAUCAUUUUGUCAUCUACAAUUUAGCAACAAGCUGCCUUUCUCAAA